Gastrolobium bilobum is the source of this 983-nucleotide messenger RNA. RefSeq lists its product as uncharacterized. The transcript has 4 exons. The coding region runs from base 155 to 895 and encodes 246 amino acids. The record is from RefSeq and is a predicted model, not a curated record. NCBI's taxonomy places the organism in Eukaryota, Viridiplantae, Streptophyta, Magnoliopsida, Fabales, Fabaceae.
AACGUGCAGUGUCGUUUAUCUUCCUCCUUUUUAUUCAUCACAAUCUACACUUCUGGACGCACUAAAAGAGUUGGAGACAUUUCGCCAUAUAUUCUCUUGUGCACAUUUGCAUCGACCGUUCGCUGAGAUUUUUUACUUUAGGUCUUUCAGGAGUAUGGAAGACGAUCAUGAUAGGAGUUGGAUGUACAAUCGUCUAACUGAUAGAAGACAACUAACUCGAGCAUUCUUGGAGGGUUUGGAAACGUUCAUCCAAUUUUCUCUGGAGCAAAUAGGUACAUCAAGUGACGUUAUCAUUUGUCCGUGUGUGAAAUGUAAGUGUUUUAAAUUUCAAACGCCAGACCAAGUCAGGGAGCAUCUGUGUAGAAAGGGCUUCAUGCCGGACUAUGAAUGUUGGCAUAUCCAUGGGGAAAUUCGGCAGGCACAUGCUAUUCAAGGAGGUUAUUAUGGGGAAACUAGCCAGCGAAACAACCUCAAUGAAUAUGAACAGUUGGUUAUGGAUGCUGCGGGACCGUCGAUUGGGCAAAAUUUUGAACCCGAUACUCAUGUCGAACCAUCCUACAUGGCAGAGGAUCCUAAUCCGGAAGCGGAAAGGUUUUACAACAUGCUUCAAGAUGCUCAACGUCCAUUAUGGGAAGGUUGUGAACAUAUUCAACAUACUGAACAUACAACGCUAUCAGCAACCCUAGCAACACUACAGUUGAAGAGUGAUCACCAUAUGAGUGAGUCUGCUUACAAUGGCUGGAUGCAACUCAUGCGUCAGGUUGUUCCUAAAGAAAAUAAUUUGGCGAAGGAUUUUUACCAAGCAAAGAGAAAGGUGAAAGAGCUUGGGCUCGGAUGCACAAAGAUUCAUUGCUGCCCAAAAGGAUGUAUGCUAUAUUGCGGUGAUUACAUGUAGCGCACCAAAUGUGAGUUUUGUAAGCAUGACAGGUACAAAGUUACGAUAGUCUUUGUAUUUUUAUAAUUAUCAUUUUAUAUAUGAGUUC